Hypoxylon trugodes is the source of this 2860-nucleotide messenger RNA. RefSeq lists its product as uncharacterized. Gene Ontology annotation, biological process: carbohydrate metabolic process; DNA-templated transcription; regulation of DNA-templated transcription. The coding region runs from base 316 to 2622 and encodes 768 amino acids. Gene Ontology annotation, cellular component: nucleus. Gene Ontology annotation, molecular function: zinc ion binding; DNA binding; hydrolase activity, hydrolyzing O-glycosyl compounds. The record is from RefSeq and is a predicted model, not a curated record. The transcript is spliced from 4 exons. Lineage: Eukaryota; Fungi; Ascomycota; Sordariomycetes; Xylariales; Hypoxylaceae.
GGGGUACCAGAUAGUACCUGCUAGGCUGGGCUAGGUUGUAUGGUAGCGCUGGAGAGGCCGCUUUCGCCGGGUCCCCGCUAUUUUGCCAUUUCGCAAUUUGCUGCCAACCCAAAAUUCCCAACGCUGAAAUUCCCUCCAAACUUUCAACCACCAAUGACUCCGUGAUUCUGAUAGCGUAACAUGUCCACAAUCCGUAAUAACGCAAUACCGCUAUUUCGCGCUUUGCAUUUCGGAUUGAUGAACGAUUUUCUCUUCGGCUAUUCUCCUAUAUCCCCACGCGCCUAACACUAAUGUCCAAAUUCAAGAGCUGGGAGAAUGGAUAUAGAAGACAUGAGCGUCCAGAUGGUGGCCGCCGAUACAGCAGCUGAGGUCGCAGCAGAUGUUGCUGCGGCCGACCCUACGAACCGGCCUCCCAAAAAAUCCAGCCAAACCUGCAUUCCUUGUAGGGUGCGAAAAGUACGAUGUGAUGGUCGUCGAGAUAUGUGUCAGAAUUGCGAACGAUUAGGAUUCACCUGUUCAUUUCAGGAUGCCGCCUCACCUAACCAGGACGCCGAAAGCUUAUCAAACUUCACUCUUCCGCGAAGACGUGUGAGAUUAGCAUGUGCCAAUUGUCACUCCAGGAAAGCAAGAUGCAGCGGUGAGACACCAAAAUGCGCAAGAUGCCAGGCUCAAAAUAUUGAGUGCGUUUACAAACCGACGAAGCGAUCCGGAGGUGUCAGCAGUGCUGUUCAGCAAACCCACCAAGGCGCUACUGAUUCUGAAAUUGAAUCCGUCUCAUCUGAACCACCAGAAAAGCGAAUUAUGACGAGCAAAGAUAAUCAAGGAUCGCAUCAUAUUUCUCAAGGACACGAUCAGCAUAAUUACGAUCCAAAUGGAGUUUCGGCAUCUACAGCAUCUAAUCUUGAACCAUUUACCUUCCCAGAUGAGGCUCUAAUACAACGGACUUUUAACAAUUUCUUUCGCCAUAUUCAUCAUGUUCCUAUAUUUUCAUUUCUUCACCGCGCUUCGCUCAUGCAACGCUAUCAUGCUGGUAUGAUGGACAAGGCGUUACUACUUGCCUUAGUGGGCGUCACUACGCUACUUAUGGAUCUGGGCCCUGGCACACGCGAAUAUGGCACCAGAUGCAUCGAUGAAUGCCAGACUAUGGUACUUCAAGAUCUCGAGAACCCAUCUACCAUUAAAACUCAAACCCUCAUUCUUAUUAUGAAGCACCGUAUGCUGUCGAGGAAAUUUACCACCGCCUUUAUGUUAGCGGCUACGGCUACACGCUUUGCCUAUGCUCUCCGUCUAAAUUACGAGAACCCAAACCUAUGCUUUCUAGCUCGCGAAUCACGGAGGAGAUUGAUGUGGGCGCUAAUGACUAUUGAUUCGGCCAUUAACGGCGGAUGCUCGGAUUUUAUAUUGAUGCCGUCCGAGUCUAUGCACAUUCAACUCCCUUGCACCGAACGUAACUUUGAAUUCGAUCUUCCACAGGUAACCGAAUAUCUCCGACCUGUUCCCACGCGGCCUUUUCCGGACGAUGUUGGUUCUUUGGCGCUUCACGUACGACUUUUAUGGAUGAGGAGUAGAGUCCUGUAUUGCACUAAGAAUGUGAUGGGAAUGCCUGAAUCUGAACUUGCGCAACUCCCCGAGCUUGUCAAGGUUCUUUCAGAAGAACUAGCCGGCUUUAACGACCACCUCCCUUCCUCCUUCAAAUUCUCCGAGAGCAACCUCCAAUUGCGCGCCUAUUCACCAAGGCUUUGUGUCUAUAUCAUGAUACACGUAUGGUGGCGACAAUGCUAUUGUGAUCUUUACCGGAUGUUUUUGGUGGGGUUCAAAGAAGCAUUGUCGCAGUCGGGUCUAAGUCGGCUAGAUCCCCAGUUCGUCUCGUACUGUGCGCGCCAAUGUUAUGAACAUGCUCUAGCUAUGUCAGACAUCUUCAAGUUGGUUCUAGCACUGGAUGGAGGUCUACCCAUUACGGAUCUCGAUCUACCUGGUUGCGCCUAUCAGUGUGCUCGAAUCGUCUACUUUGCUUACCAGACAAACCAAGCAGAAAUUGGCUUGACCUCGAAUCAGGUACAAGAGCUUGGGACGAGGUGCCUGACCAUCGCAAAAUCGAUGGAUCACAUCCCUGCUGGUGCUGCCAUUGUUGCUGAUCUCGAGAAAUUAAUUGCCCACGGCCUUUCGCCAAAUGCUCCGUCGACUCGUGCAGAAAGUCCACAAACUGGUGGGGCGAAACUUGUGCCCCAACACGUCCCGGCGCGCCAAAACAUGAUGCAACACAUGCCGGUUGUCGAUGAAAACGGUUUCGCUAGUAUGCCUAUCAUGUCUCCCUCAACCCAUAUGUCCUCGCCGCAGGGUAGCUCGAUGUCCACGCCGAUUCCGCAUCCCACCAACCGUCCAGUGGUACAGCAUGACCGCGCCUCCUCACUUUCUGGAACGCCAAUCAACGAUUUCAACAUGACUAAACCGAACUUACCACCAGUAAUGCCGCCGGACGGAAUAGAUAAUAACAACGCAUUCGAAGGUGCAAUGGAUGGAUUUGAUUUCAACAUUGAAUCAUUCGGCAAUACCGGACUUGAAUCUACGACUUGGCUCUCAAACGACUGGUUGAACAACGAAUACUCGCAGACGACAGUGUGAUCACACUAAUCAAACUGUGAACCACCCUUGACUUGUAGGUUAGGUUUUACAGAUCUCGAGCUCGUCGAAUCAUCUCAUCAAACGAUUUACAUCGAAAAUCCAUACGGACAUUCUUCGACCACUCUUGGCAAUUUGGCAGUUGCUACCACACUUAAUUAGCCAGAAGGGUUAAUACGAUGUACAAGCCUCCAAUACACCGAAACUACCUUCGGAUCUCCCCCGAGGCGUCUGGCCAAGC